Psilocybe cubensis is the source of this 495-nucleotide messenger RNA. RefSeq lists its product as uncharacterized. Gene Ontology annotation, cellular component: Golgi apparatus. Bases 1 to 495 code for a protein of 164 amino acids. NCBI's taxonomy places the organism in Eukaryota, Fungi, Basidiomycota, Agaricomycetes, Agaricales, Agrocybaceae. The transcript has 6 exons. The record is from RefSeq and is a predicted model, not a curated record.
AUGGAAGCCAUUCUCAAAGUCAACGAUGCCUUGAAAUCUCUUAGGGAAACCAAACUAUCUGGCCUGCGACCAGUUUCAGAGUUCUUUGACGUUCAACGCAUCUCAAAGCCUGCCGAUUUGAACCAAGCAACCUCACGGAUAUCCUACAAUACGCGUUAUUUCUCAGGAAACUACCUGCUGAUUGUCGCAUUGCUGGCUGUCUAUUCGGUCAUCACAAACUACGAGCUCCUUUUGUCUCUCAUUUUCCUCGUCGGCGGCUUCGCCCUCAUCAAUAAAUUCGCUCCGGAGGCAACGCAAGUCGGCGAACAUACCAUCACACAGAAACACCUGUACACCAUCCUUUUCGUGAUCGGAAUCCCCCUGUUCUGGUGGGCUGGCCCCUUCGCAACAGUCUUUUCCAUCCUCAUAGGAUCGGCUAUUCUUAUCCUCGGACACGCUGCCCUCCUUGAACCUGGUGUAGAAAGCGACUAUGCCGCCAUCCAAGAUACCGUCUAA